AUGAGCGCCCUCGAAGGUCAAUCGAUCGUCCAAGUCUGCUCCGCCCUGCAGGAGGCAGUUACCAUGCCAGCGUUGUUCGAGCCAGUGUUGUUCAAGAAACCCUCUCUACCGAGCCGCGCUGCCGGUAUCGGCCUCGUCCUGGCGGUUCUGGCCGUGGCCGGCUGCCGCCAGGGUUAUCCACCAGAGCUCAGUCUGGAGGUCCCGCCACCACCGGAAACUCGGGUCGAAGCGGUCACCGACGUGCUUCACGGCCUGGAGCUCAACGAUCCUUACCGCUGGCUGGAGGACCAGGACAGCGCCGACACCCGCGCUUGGAUCGAGCGCCAAAACGCCUACACAGACCAGGUGCUAGGCGACCUGCCGCAGCGCCAGCCAGCGGCCGAGCGUCUGGCCGAGCUGUUCGAGACCGAUGUCACCAGCGCGCCGUUGGUGCGCGGCGAGCGCUACUUCUUCAGCCGCCGCCUAGCCGACCAGGACCUGCUAGUGAUCUAUCUGCGUGAGGGUUCGGGCGGUGCCGAUCAAGUGCUGCUCGACCCCCACGACGCCAGCGAGGACCACUCGAUCAGCUAUCAGAUUCGGGACGCUUCGGCCGACGGCGGGGUGCUGGCCUAUGCGGUACGCAGCGGCGGCCAGGACGAGACCGAGAUUCGUUUUCUCGACGUGGUCUCGGGUCAGGAUCUACCCGAAGUCCUGAAGCAGGCGCGUUACAGCACGGUAGCGCUGACCCCCGACGCCAGCGCGGUCUACUACAGCCGCUUGGAGGCCGACGGCCCCCGCUUGUUCCACCACCCGAUGGGCACCGAUCCGGCCGAGGACCGGCAGGUCUUCGGCGAGGAACUCACACGCGACAAGCUGCUCUACGCCAACCUCUCCGAGGACGGCGAGUUCUUGACCGUUAAUGUGCUGCACGGCUCGUCCAAUGAUCACUCUGAGGUCUACUUGAUGGCCACUGCCGACCAAACCUGGACGACGGUGGUCGCCGACAUACCGGCGCGGUUUCUCGGCUCGGUGAUCGACGGCCAGAUGGUGAUGUCGACCAACUGGAUGGCACCCAAGGGUCGGGUGUUGGCGGUCGACGCCGAGAAUCCGCACCGCGACGAUUGGCGCGAGGUCGUCGCCGAGCGCGACGACGCGGCGAUUCAGUCGAUUUCGGCCGGCGGUGGUCGGUUGUUCGUCAGCUACCUGGUCAACGUCGCCUCGCAAGUCGAGAUGUUCGACCUCGAAGGCCAAUCCUUGGGCGGCAUCGAGCUCGGCACCUUGGGCUCGGUGCUCGGACUUGGCGGAAGCUGGACUAGCAAGGAGGUCUUCUUCAACCUGACUUCUUUCGCUUUGCCGGCCACGGUCUAUCGUUAUGACGUCGACAGCGGUGAGCGCUCGGUGUGGGCCAGCAGCGAGAUGCCGAUCAACAGCGACAGUUUCGCCGUCGAGCAGCUGUGGUUCGAGUCCGCCGACGGCACCCGCGUGCCGAUGUUCGUGGUUCACCAGCGCGACUUGGAGCUGGACGGUAGCCAUCCGCUAGUGCUGACCGGCUACGGCGGCUUCAACGUCAGCAAUACGCCACGCUUCUCGGCCAGUGCCGCGGUCUGGGUCGAGCAAGGCGGGGUCUUCGCGAUCGCCAACUUGCGCGGCGGUGGCGAGUUCGGCGGGGACUGGCACGCUGCCGGCAGCGGAGCGGUAAAGCAGAACACCUUUGACGACUUCAUCGCCGCCGCCGAGCACCUGAUCGCCAGCGGCUACACCAAGCCUGAGCGCCUGGCCAUUCGCGGCGGCUCGAACGGCGGCCUGCUAGUCGGAGCGGUUUCCAAUCAGCGGCCCGAUCUGUUCGCCGCCGCGGUGUGCUCUUACCCACUACUCGACAUGGUGCGCUAUCACCAGUUCAUGAUGGGGCCCUACUGGAUCGGCGAAUAUGGCUCCGCCGACGAUGCUGAGAUGUUCGCAGUGCUGCGGGCCUACUCGCCGUACCACAACGUCGAACAGGAAGCCCACUACCCCGCCACGCUCUACGUCACCGGCGACGGCGACACCCGGGUAGCGCCGCUUCAUGCCCGCAAGAUGGCUGCCCUGAUGCAGGCCACCCACGGCAAUGACACGCCGAUCCUGCUGCGCUACCACCUAAAGGCCGGCCACGCCGGCCCCCCGCCGGUCAGCGAGCAGGUCGCCAACCAAAGCGAGACCCUGGCGUUUUUGCUCUGGCAGCUCGGGGUCAGCUGA
This is a messenger RNA of Nerophis lumbriciformis (worm pipefish), 2211 nucleotides long. The record is from RefSeq and is a predicted model, not a curated record. NCBI's taxonomy places the organism in Eukaryota, Metazoa, Chordata, Actinopteri, Syngnathiformes, Syngnathidae.